AUGCCGUCCGAAGUUACACUUGGAGCCUCUAGAGGACUUGGAAUAUUUAUCAAUUUGAAUAAUACUGUCAUCAGGCUUGUUCGUAGCAAGUCAGUAACCGAGGAGAAAGUAAAGGAGGAAUUGCCGGAACGUACCAACAUUGACAUCAUGGAGGCCGAUAUCACUGAUUUUGCUGCUCGAAAGGUGAGAAACCUCAAAGAUGCACAGGAACAGUCUAUUGACGCAAUCAUAUAG
This is a messenger RNA of Penicillium soppii, 234 nucleotides long. RefSeq lists its product as uncharacterized. Bases 1 to 234 code for a protein of 77 amino acids. Lineage: Eukaryota; Fungi; Ascomycota; Eurotiomycetes; Eurotiales; Aspergillaceae. The record is from RefSeq and is a predicted model, not a curated record. The transcript is spliced from 2 exons.